AUGUCUAGCGAUAUGUCCUCAAAGGUGGAGGAUGUUUUGCCAUUGGACGCCACAGCGGAUGCUGCAGGUAAAGCAUUUCGCAUGAGCGAUGGUGACUGGAUCUGUCCAAAUGCUCAGUGCGCAAAUAUAAACUUUGCUCGUCGCACGCAUUGUAACCGAUGUAAUAAGGAACGUGAAGACUUACCGGUCAAGAAAAAAGCUGGUGCUGAAAUCGGUAAGGCAGCUGCCGAAAAGAGUAAAGGGCUGUUCUCGGCUGAUGACUGGCAAUGUAGCAAGUGUGGCAAUGUGAAUUGGGCACGUCGAUCUCAAUGUAAUAUGUGUAAUGCUCCUAAAUUUGCCGAUCCAGAGGAACGAACUGGUUAUGGAGGUGGCUACAAUGACAGAGGAGUUGUUGAGUAUGUCAGGCGGGAAGAGUCUGAUGAUGAGUAUGAUGAAUUUGGACGUAAGAAAAAAAAACAAAAACGAGGUAGUGGUUCUAUAAGCGAGGAUUCCAAUAGUCAAAAUGGUAGAGAAGAAGAUAACAAUGAUGGAGGAAGAAAAUAUAAAACGUGGUCAAAACCUGUUUUUGAAAAUGAUGACGAUGAAGAAGAUGAUGAUGAUGAUGAUGAAGAUGGAGAUCUUUCGAAAUAUGAUUUAUCUGAAUGGGAUGACUUAGCUGCCCAAGCCAAAAGAGAUAGAUCAAGAUCUAGAUCACCAUUAAAAUAA
Molecule: messenger RNA, 705 nt
Organism: Macrosiphum euphorbiae (potato aphid)
Lineage: Eukaryota; Metazoa; Arthropoda; Insecta; Hemiptera; Aphididae
Source: the annotation of a GenBank genome assembly